Endocarpon pusillum Z07020 is the source of this 2178-nucleotide messenger RNA. RefSeq lists its product as uncharacterized. The record is from RefSeq and is a predicted model, not a curated record. Lineage: Eukaryota; Fungi; Ascomycota; Eurotiomycetes; Verrucariales; Verrucariaceae. The transcript is spliced from 10 exons. Bases 1 to 2178 code for a protein of 725 amino acids. Gene Ontology annotation, molecular function: ribosome binding; RNA binding; translation elongation factor activity. Gene Ontology annotation, biological process: positive regulation of translational elongation; positive regulation of translational termination.
AUGGCGGAUGAUGCGCAGCAUGAGCACACUUUUGAAAGCGUCAGUGCCGGUGCCUCUGACACCACCCCUACACAAUGCUCAGCAUUGAGAAAGAACGGUUAUGUUUGUAUGGGUAAAGAGGAUCGUCCUUGCAAAAUUGUCGAGAUGUCUACUUCCAAGACGGGAAAACACGGUCACGCAAAGGUCCAUUUGACCGGUAUUGACAUCUUCACUGGCAAGAAGUACGAUGAACUAUCUCCAUCUACCCACCCCAUGAAGGUUCCAGAGGUCACCCGGAAGGAAUAUACACUGCUUGAUAUUUCUAGAGAUAACUUCCUUUCUCUCAUGGAUGAAGCUGGCAACACGAAGGAUGAUAUCGAGCUCAAAGAUGGUGAAGUCAAAGACAAGAUCACAAAGCUUUUCAUCGACCAGGGCAAAGAUACUAACGUUGUCAUCUUGACCUCUAUGGGCAUGCAGGUUGCCACAGAGGCCAAAGAGGCUCCCCAGGGGCUGAAAUAUGUUUCUGAAGCACAGCUCUUGGUCAUCUCAAAAGCAGGUCUGGAGCCGGAGGGCCAAAUCGUUGGUGAGGAUGAAGCCGACUGGGGUACCCAAGGCAGGAUUGUACGGAAGAAGGUAGAGCGAAUCAGGGAGAAGACACAAAAAGUUUACAGGGGUCCACGAGCGUUCCGCCUGUUCGUUCAGGCAUACCAAUUCAUCUUGUGGAAGCAAUGCUACAUUCUGAUUCAUGAAAAGGAUUUACCACCAGAGCUAUGGACGAUUAUCAGAGACUUGUGGACGCUCAGGCUGUCAAAGCUACUCCACAGGCUAGAGUCACCAGAUCGAGUUGGUUCUGAAAGCCAAAUACUUUCCUCCGGUGAGGAAAGAGACGAAGACCAUACUAGGAGGGUGUCGAAGAGAGUUAUUGGUUCUCCAAAGCUCAUUGAGACUCUAGCGUUAUGCUAUAUGGGCAUUUUGUUACUGCGUCUGCCUGUUAGGCUUCAGGAUCUCUACCGAUGGGCUAAAGAAGAGCAUAUUCUUUACAUCCGAGCGAUUCGAGGAGUUCCCAUCGAUAUACAGGAGAAGCUUCCAGGAGAAUAUCACAAAGCCCUUGAUACAACAGUAAUGCUCCAGCCGCAGGACUUGCACGGUGCAGUCUCAGACCUAGGAAACUUGUAUUACCGAGCGUUCGGGUUACUUCUACCACCACUGAACUACGAAAUAUUACUUUACAGAUAUAUUACCUAUCUCGCUCUUCCACUCGAGAUCUUUCCAGCAGUUCAGGGAUUGGCACAACUAACUCGCUCAGACUUUCGCUACUCAAUUACAAAAGAGAUUCGAAGAGAGCAAGGCUCAGCUUUUCCGGAAGUAGAGUUAAUGUCACUGCUCGUGGUUGCGGUCAAGCUCUUCUACCCAGUUGAUGACGCACAACGUCGCCCCCAAUCCCUUCACGAGCCUGCGACUCAUCAGAUGGAUUGGAUAUCCUGGAAGCGACGUCGGCAAGAUCUGGCAAAAGAACCUCCGGGGACUCGUCUGGUAUGGGGAAGCGAGAUUGACGUUCGCGAUACAGACGUCUUCAAAAUGAGCCAGCAAGAGUUGGACUCAUAUAUGAAUUGGUAUCAGAAGACAUGGGUCAAGGAACCCCGACCAGGUUUGGAAGACAGUGUGAACAAGGACAUCCUGGACAUGUUCUCGCUCCAUAGUCUGGAGCCGUCUGGCAAGCUGAGAUCAAUGCAAUGUGAGCAUGAGCUGGAGGAAGCUGCCAUACAUAGAGCUCUUUCUACAACACACUCCCUCGAGUUCCAGAGACCCAUAACAGAUGACGAAAUAGGCGACCAAGAAGCGAACAUCAAGCGUCCUGGAGAGGAGUACAAGUCGUACAGGUCAGAAGAGGAGCUACCAGAUGUUGUGAAGGUUUUCUUCAGAGCGGCUGCUGAAACCGCUUGCACGUCGGUCAAGAACCUUAUCUUGGCAGUGCUACAGGCAGAGGCAAAGAUGACAACCUGGAAAAGAGCCAAGCGAAGAGCAGAGGUCACAGGACAUGAGUUUGAUCUGGAUGCAGAAAUGCGCGGCCGAGCUGCUAGCAGAAUGGAGAUGCACGUGCCGCAGGAAAUGGAAGCCACAAACAUCAGAAGCAAUCUGGUCCAAAGAGAGGAAAGCGAAGAGAACAGUGAUGUAGAUAUGCAAAUGAUCUCGUCAUAG